UCUCUGUAUCAUUCAAGCUCUUGUUUUCUCUCUCUAAUUUUUUUUCUCUCUCUCAUUUUUACACCCUUCAUUCAUUUUUCUCCAAUUUUGUUCAAGUUUUGAUUUUGUUUGGUGUUAUUAUUGUUUAAAGUAUUCUGGAAGAAAAUGCAAGAACAGAGUCAAUUGAUUUUAAAUGAGUAGUGGAUGUUCUAUGUAGUUGACGAUUGACGCUUCUUGUAUCGACAUUUGAUUUUAGUUUUGCCAUUGAAAAGCUCGAUUGAAAGAGGAAUUAACUGUAUUUACUGGAGGUUGAAGAUUGAGGAAAAAUCCUCUGCAUUUUUUGCCGGUUCGGAUUCAAAUUUUGAACCUGAGAUUAAGUUUUCCAUUUUAAAGACUUUAAGUUAUUUUUCAGGUGUAGUAGAUGGAAAAGGAAGUGGUAAAGAAGAAUCAGCAUCCCCACAACAAUACCAACAAUAAUAAUAUUAGUACCACAACUAGCCUUAGGGAAAGACACAUAAUUGGGGACGGUUUCAUCAAGCCUCCCCAUUCCACCGAUUUGGUUUUGCGGUGGGGUAGUCGGAAACGUCUCCGGUGUAUGAAGAUCCAGGUUAAAAAUGAGUCUUCUCCGACCACCCGGAUUACUGCCCGGGUGGAUCGGCGGGUUGUUAGAUCGGAUCACAAUAAUACCAAUAAUGGUACAGUUGGUACUGGUAAUCAUACCACCAACGGGUUUAAUCUCCGGCAACGGCCUGCUUCUCCAGCUCAUCCUCCUUCACGGGUCCUCAGGCCGAGGUGCUAUUUUGAGGAUCAUCAAUCUGAAGUUACCCAGGGAUGGAGGGAGUAUUUUCUAAGCUUGGAUCCUAGGCGAUUGCUCUUUUUGCUUACCCUCAAAACCGGUCUUGCGGGAAGAAAUUCAGAGAGUGGAUCGGGAAUGAAGACGCAGAAUAAUAAUUAUCAGAAUAAUGGUGGUGGAGGAGGAGGGAUGAAAGGGUUGGGCUCACCGGAGAGAGAAAAGAAAAGUGGUGGGGCCCACAAUCAUCACGAGAAUACUAUGAUAAACGGUGGGGGUAAAACGACGUCGUCAGAGACAAAAGGUGGCGGGUCAUCUUCAGGCGGUGGAAGCGACGUCGUUUGGCCACCUAAAUUUGUAAUCGCCUUAACAAAUAAGGAAAAAGAGGAGGAUUUUAUGGCUAUAAAGGGUUCUAAACUUCCUCAAAGACCAAAGAAACGUGCUAAGUUCAUUCAACGUAACCUCAAUUUGGUGAGCCCUGGCGGAUGGUUGUGUGAUCUAACUUUGGAGCGAUAUGAAGUCAGAGAAAAAAAGAUCUCUAAGAAGAGACCAAGGGGAUUGAAGGCAAUGGGCAAUUACAUGGAAUCCGACUCAGAAUAAUACUGGGUAGAAGCUAGGUAGUUAACCCGACAUAAGUUUUUAUUAGCAGCGUCAAAGUAUGACGAAAAGGGAAAGAAAUCAAUGUAAAUUGUCACCUUUUUCACCCUAUCUAAGCAAUGAUGAAGAAAAUAGUUUUGUUAUCCCUCAUGCUCACUAAUCACUAUGCCCUUGUGUGCUUAUAUAUGAAGCUCGCAAAUGAACGGUAAAGGGCCAUACUAAUCUUUGACUUAGCGUCUACGCCUUCUUCAGCUAACAUAUGGUGUUCCCUUGUUCAAAACUAGUAUGAAGAGCUUGAGUCGCCCAUGCUUGACGUGCUCUAUCGAUACUCAUCAUCACCGAGCCUUGAGUUCAAUGAAAGAAUAACUAAAAGUGAUUGUCGGAGCCAUGCUUGACGUGCUCUAUACUCUAUUAAUCCAAACAUUCCUUCACCUUUAAUUUCUAGAUCAAUCCUAACUACCCUUAAAAAGAUUUAGUGAGCUUAGACUUUCAGAAAAGGAUCACGCCUAAUAAUGAUUCCAACAAGAAUUUCUUCACCACUUACGAAGUGGUUGAUGGUGAAUGUUACCGUGGGUAUUAUUAUUGUUGCAAGGUGAUGUCGCUCAGGCUGUUGUUUGGAUGUAUUAUGAGGGCUUUAACUAGGGAUGAUCAUGAUCUAAUAUCCUAUUAGAUUCGUUUCUAUUUUUAGGGUAUGGUUCCAAAAAACAUGAAUCUAGGUCUAGGAUCUUCUUAUCGAUUUAAGAUUCAGACCUGUAAGAUCCGUCUUAGAUCAUUAUAAUUACUCUAGACAAAACUUAUUAUAUAACCCAAAAUUAAUUUUAAUUUGUUUUAAACC
Molecule: messenger RNA, 2201 nt
Organism: Amaranthus tricolor (Joseph's coat)
Lineage: Eukaryota; Viridiplantae; Streptophyta; Magnoliopsida; Caryophyllales; Amaranthaceae
Exons: 9
Coding region: 401-1369 (322 amino acids)
Source: RefSeq, a predicted model, not a curated record